CAGCCAAGAAAAGCACACUUUUCCCACCUCCACAUCCAAUUAUUUGCUCCGUUUCUCUCUCAAUCUGCUCCCUCAAACUCAACACUCCCAACAAAACUACAAAGCCGCAUGCAUAUGCACAUGUGUUUCUGUAUGUAUACCUGACCAUUCCGGCAAUAAAAAUCCAAUCUUGAAAAACACACACACGCAGUAGGAAGAAGAAGAAAUGGAGAAGAGCGGCGAUGGGUUUGUGAGAGCGGAUCAGAUUGAUUUGAAGAGCUUAGACGAGCAGCUGGAGCGCCAUUUGAACAGGGCGUGGACAAUGGAGAAGAACAAGAGGAAGAAUCAAGAAGAUUACUCCACCGCCACCACCACCACCACCUCCGCCGCCGUCGCUCCGGCCAUCACCACCACCUCCCGAAGGCAGCGCCAGGAGUGGGAGAUUGACCCCUCCAAGCUCAUCAUCAAGAGUGUCAUCGCACGUGGCACCUUUGGGACCGUCCACCGCGGCGUUUACGACGGCCAGGAUGUCGCCGUUAAACUGCUGGACUGGGGAGAAGAGGGCCACCGGACAGAGGCUGAAAUACAAGCUCUAAGAUCAGCAUUUACUCAAGAGGUUGUUGUGUGGCACAAACUCGAUCAUCCUAAUGUAACAAAGUUUAUAGGGGCAACCAUGGGCGCUACGGAUCUUAACAUUCAAACUGAAAAUGGUCAUAUAGGCAUGCCAAGUAAUAUAUGUUGUGUCGUUGUGGAGUAUCUUCCUGGAGGAGCCUUAAAAUCUUACCUCAUAAAGAACAGGAGAAAGAAGCUAGCUUUUAAAGUAGUCGUGCAAAUGGCACUCGAUCUUGCUAGAGGGUUAAGCUACCUUCAUUCUGAGAAGAUUGUUCACAGAGAUGUGAAAACAGAAAAUAUGCUUUUAGAUAAGACACGUACAGUCAAAAUUGCAGAUUUUGGUGUUGCUCGGGUUGAAGCCUCGAAUCCUAAUGACAUGACGGGGGAGACUGGGACCCUUGGUUACAUGGCUCCUGAGGUUCUCAAUGGAAAUCCUUACAACAGGAAAUGUGAUGUAUACAGUUUUGGCAUCUGUUUGUGGGAGAUAUAUUGUUGUGAUAUGCCAUAUCCGGACCUUAGUUUCUCGGAGGUGACUUCAGCAGUCGUUCGCCAGAACUUGAGGCCGGAGAUACCCAGAUGUUGCCCAAGCUCACUUGCCAACGUGAUGAAGCGAUGCUGGGACGCCAACCCUGACAGAAGACCAGAAAUGGAUGAGGUGGUCACCAUGUUGGAGGCUAUCGACACUUCUAAAGGUGGAGGGAUGAUUCCUAAUGAUCAAGCCCAAAGCUGUCUCUGUUUUCGGAAGCGUCGUGGCCCUUGAAGAACAUCAGUUUACAACGACGUAUGGUACGACAUUCUCAGACCCGAUUAUGCAGAGAACAGAAAACUCCUAAUCCAGAUUGUUUUUAUUAAGGCUGACUGGGAUUUGGAGCAUUUCCUCUUGCAAUGUUGUUGUAAAGCUUCUGAAAUAUCAUUAUUAAUCGAUUUGAUUCUCUUUUUUGUUUGAA
Molecule: messenger RNA, 1538 nt
Organism: Salvia splendens (bonfire salvia)
Lineage: Eukaryota; Viridiplantae; Streptophyta; Magnoliopsida; Lamiales; Lamiaceae
Product: serine/threonine-protein kinase STY13
Exons: 6
Coding region: 206-1351 (381 amino acids)
Biological process (GO): protein phosphorylation
Cellular component (GO): plasma membrane
Molecular function (GO): protein serine/threonine kinase activity; ATP binding
Source: RefSeq, a predicted model, not a curated record